UCGCGAUGCGUCGUGGUGCUGGCCACCACACCAUGCUGUGAGCACCAAGCAACUCUGGUGUUGCCACGUUGUCGGCUGGGGCCAUUGUCAAGUGUUCCGUGCUACCUCUGGGUACUCUCACCGUAGAAAGCGCUGCACCUCUUUUUCUGGCAUAUGUGUGAGUCUCGUAUCCAUAUUUGCUGCUGUAUAUGUAUCGUCUGCCUAUUGUCUUUUAUUCUUCUGCAACGACACCUGCAAAUACGGCGUCACGGCCACUGGCAGCAACUGCGGGCGCCAUCACCCGCUCUUCAAACCCAAGUAUAUAAUUUGAGGGAAGUGGACGCAUCUAUAAAGUCGAUAGGAACUUGUAUAGCUUGCACUUUAUCUAGUGCGCUAGAUGCACAUGUCGUUUGCUAACAAUUGAGUGCUGCUCACGAGCAUCAUGAGAAA
Messenger RNA from Linderina pennispora, 429 nucleotides. RefSeq lists its product as uncharacterized. NCBI's taxonomy places the organism in Eukaryota, Fungi, Kickxellomycota, Kickxellomycetes, Kickxellales, Kickxellaceae. The record is from RefSeq and is a predicted model, not a curated record. The coding region runs from base 154 to 396 and encodes 80 amino acids. The transcript has a single exon.